CAUUGCUAAGAGAAGAAAAAAGAGCAUAGUGUGCUGGUUUUAUUAAUACCACUGAUCCUUUUCUUUUUCUCCUGAAACCAACACACACACACACAAAAAGUAAAAUGAAAAAAGUAAAAUAAAAACUACUGAUUCUCAAACACACGCGUCUUUAUAACAACCCACCAACCGGUUAUUCCUCCUACUACCACAAACCGCUUUCUGAUUAAUUUCUUCCCUUGUCUUGUGUGUGUCCUGUCUAUGCUUCUCUCUUUCUCAGUAUCACUGCUCUCUCUUCAACUCCAUGCCAAUUUUUCAGGGCUCAUGAUGGAGGCCUGAACUAGUAGUACGUAGUGGGCAAAUAAAAGUCACAGUGGAAAGAGAUAACCCCACUAGUCAUAAAAGGGAGAGAGAAGAGAAAAAAGAGAGGAGCUUUAUGAGUUAUGAAUUAUGAAUUACCAUCAUCACCCAAGUUGCUUUUAAUAUUUUUUUGUUUGAAUUUUCCUUCUUUUUUUUACGUUUUGGUGGUGAAAUGGGGUAUUAGGGACCGAUUGUUUGGGUUUUACCAUAGAGGGUGUUUGGGCUUUUACUCGUAAGACUCUGAUAAUUUGCACUGAAAAUAGGAGGCCUAGACAUAAAUGCAAAAUGGAAGAAGAAAGAAAAAUUGAAAGGGAGAAAUAAAGGUAGCGAAAAGAAGGAACAAAAAUACAAACUCAUCUUUGUUCUGCUGUCUGAUGCAUGCACGUCUGGUCCUUUGAUCAUGACCACUGAGGGUCUCUUCACAUGUCGUUUUUGAGCCCCAUCGUGAUUCUAUUCUCAGACACAGGAGAGCGGAGGCCGAGAAAGCCGGGGAAAAAAGUCACCUUUCUUUCUUUUUCAUUUUCCAUUUUCAUUUAAAACAUUAAGAAAAAUCUAUUUUUUCUAUAUCUGUUUCUCCACUUCUUUUCUCAGUGGUUUGGAUUGGAGGUCACAGAGGGAGAGAGAGGUUUCUACUUUCUAUACAUGGAAACUUGUUUCCAAUUUGCAGUUUUUCCCUUUUCUUCUUCUAAGCCUUCACAGAAUUUAUAGGUGUUGCCUCUUCAAACUGAUGGCAGUGUUUGGUUGGCAACCUUGUCCUUUCAGGUGAUUCCUAUGAUCUUUCUGUCACACACAAACACAAACAUAAACACUGUUAUGAGCACUAACAAGGUUCUAAACUUGUGGCAUAUUCCGUGUCUUGGUUUCAGGAAACAUAAAAAUAAGCUAUGGUGAGUGAGUGAGAGAAAAACAAAAACAAGUGGUCUAAUGGCAGAUUCAGAAAAGUACAACAAGAAACCCUCUUCAUCAUCUUUCUUCAGUUCUCCGAGGUUGUUCACCAAUUUCACUCCGAAAGGUUUCCAUGAAACCGAAACCAUGAUGAGCCCUACCUCCACACUCGACAGCAAGCCUUUCUCUGGCUUCAAGAACCCUUUUUGGUCCGAAACUAACAGCCCCAGAACCCCAGUGAGUGAACACAAGCGUUACUGGGACAAAUUGGAUUCCAAAGGGGUUGGUCUUGGCCUUGUUGAUGCUCUUGUUGACGAAGAGAAACACGGUGAAGUGAGUUCGAAAUCGGAGUCUCGAAUGGUUGUGUUUGGAUCUCAGCUCAAGAUUCAGAUUCCUCCACUGUCUCCAUCUGAAUCUUCCAAAUUCGUAGCUGAGAAGGGAAAUUCUUCUUCUGGGGUUGCUGAUGCUAAUUCUCAGCGUGUCUUUAUGGGGUGUCUCUCUGCGAGCGAAAUGGAACUCUCUGAGGACUACACGCGCGUGAUUUCACGCGGGCCUAACCCGAGAACAACUCACAUAUUUGAUAAUUGCAUCAUUGAGAGUAGCUGCUUUGAACUUGGGUGUUCUGCUUCUUCUGCUAAGGAAAAUGGAUGUUUUCUUGAUCAAACCAGCUAUCACUCUCGGAGCUUUCUCAGUGUCUGCUUUCACUGCAAGAAAAAUCUUGGGCAGGGUAAAGACAUCUACAUGUACAGGGGUGAGAGAGCAUUUUGCAGCAAUGAAUGCCGGUACCAAGGGAUGCUGUUGGAGGAAGAGAUGAGCAAAUUGGAAGCCAGUGAUAUUUAUGGGCCUUAGUUCCAUUCCUUUAAUCCCCACACCACCCAAAGCCAUUCGAUCUUGAUUCAAACUUCAAAGGGCUUAGAAUAAUAACACCACCUUCAUUUUUAUUUUUCUAGGACACAAAAUAGUCCUUGGAAAUUCUGAAUCACUGUAUCACCUGGUUUUUCUAUUUCUGCUUAUCACCCCUCUCUGAUGUAGCAGUGUAGAAAGAUAGAGAGGAAUUGAAAAGGCAGAGAUACUGUAAGUGAUUUUAUUGAAAUGAUGAAAUUAUGGGAUUGCUGCUGGGAUGGCCACAGUUUUGUAAUGAUACCAGUGUAUGACUUGAGCUUACAAAUUAUCUUUGUUUAUAUAAAGUAUUCCAGAGUAAUAAUAAUACUAUAAUCACGCACA
Messenger RNA from Glycine soja, 2448 nucleotides. RefSeq names its product FCS-Like Zinc finger 8-like. NCBI's taxonomy places the organism in Eukaryota, Viridiplantae, Streptophyta, Magnoliopsida, Fabales, Fabaceae. The transcript is spliced from 2 exons. The coding region runs from base 1264 to 2073 and encodes 269 amino acids. The record is from RefSeq and is a predicted model, not a curated record.